Molecule: messenger RNA, 855 nt
Organism: Fusarium sp. VM40
Lineage: Eukaryota; Fungi; Ascomycota; Sordariomycetes; Hypocreales; Nectriaceae
Source: the annotation of a GenBank genome assembly
AUGUCUGACCAAAUCCCCCUUCAUCCUCCUUCUCGUUCUUUAAAAGGCAAAUGCGCCAUUGUUACCGGUGCCGGCUGCAUUGAAGAUGGGAUUGGAAACGGCCGAGCAAUUUCUAUUAUGCUGGCAGAUGAAGGAUGCAACGUGGUAUGUCUUGACAUGAACUUGGAAUGGGCGACCAAAACAGCAGACAUGGCAAACCAAAGGACAGGACUGAAAAACGCCAUUCCCGCGCAAGGCGAUGUCACCGUCUCAGCUGAUUGCGAGAAAGCAGUCGCAUUAGCAAUGGAGAGUUUUGGUCGCUUAGAUAUACUCGUCAACAACGUCGGCAUAGGAGGGGCAUCAGGUACGGCUGUCGACGUGGACAUGGCUGCCUGGGCUACAGGCCUCGAGGUCAAUGUAUCAAGCAUGGUUCUGAUGGCAAAGUAUGCUAUACCCAGCAUGACAAGGAAUCAGGGUGAAAUCAAAGGGUCGAUAGUGAAUAUGGGCAGUGUGGCCGGGUUGAAAGGUGGGACACCGCAUCUUCUCUAUCCGACGGCCAAAGGUGCUGUUGUCAAUAUGACCCGAGCGAUGGCCGCACACCACGCCAAAGAUGGCAUCAGAGUUAACUGUGUUUGUCCCGGAAUGCUUUAUACACCGAUGAUGUAUGCGAAAGGAAUGACGGAUGAGGCAAGGGAAGCCAGAAAAGCGCGAAGUCUUCUUGGUACCGAGGGGACAGCAUGGGAUGCGGCUUGCGCUGUUGUGUUCCUAGCAAGCAACCACGCAAGAUGGAUCACGGGUGCUAUCUUGCCAGUAGAUGCCGGUACUACUGCGGCAGUUGGAACUAGUCUACCAGCAAGUGCAAGUGUAAAUGGGUAA